Anastrepha ludens (Mexican fruit fly) is the source of this 431-nucleotide messenger RNA. RefSeq names its product male accessory gland serine protease inhibitor-like. Gene Ontology annotation, molecular function: serine-type endopeptidase inhibitor activity. The coding region runs from base 45 to 338 and encodes 97 amino acids. The record is from RefSeq and is a predicted model, not a curated record. The transcript is spliced from 2 exons. NCBI's taxonomy places the organism in Eukaryota, Metazoa, Arthropoda, Insecta, Diptera, Tephritidae.
UUUUCUGCACUAACAGUCACCUUUCACAAUCCGAAGUUCCCGGUAUGGCACCACUAAAUAUAAAAUUUUUAAUACUUUUAAGCGUCUUAAUAGCAUUUAGCUUAAGCGCUUACGCACAGCGUUGCCGACCGCUCGCUAAUCCUACAUGCGGCGGGCAAGCUGAUCCAGGCAGAACUGGUCCUGGCUGUGUGGCUGGCACUCGCUGGUCCUACAACCCGAACACCAGACAGUGCGCAGCCUUCACUUAUCAGGGUUGCGAUGGCAAUACGAAUCGCUAUUGUUCGCGAGCUGCAUGUGAACGAAAUUGUGUUGCAGGACCAAGAGUAAUUGUUGGAUAAAGUAUCAGCUGUAUAUUUCUGAAACUUUUAAUAAAAUAUUUGCCACGGAUUUCUUCUAUCUCUCAGUUAAUUUGUGAAUGCUUAGGCAAACAU